AUGCUGGAGGAUGAACGAUACCACUGUUCGUUAUGUUCCUGUGACUCGCUUACCGGGACCGACGCUAAACUGGCACUGAAUAACGGUCCUUCGACCUCGGAAUGUAAUGUGAAACAACACUUGUCACCCCUUAUCCAGAUGCUUAAUACUCUCUGUUCAAUCCCAAGAGACCAUAGCUUUGUUUUUGACUACCACACCCACCGUAUGAGUGAUCGCAAGGACGAGAUACCCUACCCUAGGCGAGUAGAAGCGGAACUCGCUCGUGAACGACAACAAGCAUCACGUGACAGACGAAGAUUAGGACUGGUUGAACCGAUAUUACCACCAGAGAACGCGAGAUUAGUACAGACCACAGCGAAUAUACGAGCUUUUGAGGAAGGCGAUCCCCAUUAUUACACGACAUCGUCAGAAACGAGUUCGCAGAGACAAGCAGUGCAGGUACAGGACAGUCAGGGUGCAGACAUACCCAACGACUCAGACGGUACAGAAAGUGAAUUGGAAUUUCACGUGGACGAAUACCGUGACGAAAUAUACGAAGACAUGAGCAAGCCAGUAUUGUUUUACGGAAAAGACAACCAACUCGAAGACGUCAUUACGUACUGUACGUUACGAUUCCUUACCGACGACGCCUUUGACGACAACGACAAACGGAAGUCAGCUUAUUUGGGCACAUUGUUACGUGGCCCCGCACUCCGUUGGCUGAGCAAAGAACAAUCAGUGGAUCCGGAAAUUUACGACGAUUACCAGGAAUUUGUCAAGAAAGUCAGGACGGCAUUUGCCAAGACAGAAAAGACCAAGAUACAGGAAGCAUCCCGACGAAUUACGUUCCUUACGCAGAAAUCAUCGAAUUUGGAACAUUGGACGAAUUGGCCAGAGAAGCACAGAGAAUUGAUGAGCAAUUGUACGCGGCUAAAAGAUUUACCGGCAAGAAUCGACAACAUGGCAAGUUUUCAGGAAAAUGCAACAAAUGUGGACGAUUCGGGCACAAGGCAAAGGACUGCAGACAGUCAGGCAGCGUCAAAUCCGAGUGGUAGACCCACAGCGGCAGAGUUUUUGCGCCACAUGACCUCGACCCCGCACGCCAAGAGACAAAUGGACCCACAAACACGUAAGCAGUUUGCGCGAUUUUUGGCACCCGACGAGCUUCAAGAAUUUUAUUGGUGCAACAGACAUGGAGUAUUCCCGAAGGAUUUGGUUUCGUGUGACCUUGAGCGGAUAACCGGCACGAUAAGAGAUACUGAGACUGGAUAUGAUCGACACCGCAUUCCAGGCAGCAAGAUUUACAACGAAUGGGCGCGCAUAGACGACGCGUCAGCAGACAUGGACUAUGGAUACUUUGAACGCACAGCCCCUUGGAUCAGCAGUGAUGACGUGGCAAGACAUUACGAAGGCGAUUGCACCACCCCCUCAGGUAUGGCGAAACUGGACGUCCAGUCAUCUCCUCACAUCUUUCAUAUUCUAUCUCCACAGGCCUCAUAUACUCUUUCUUAA
This is a messenger RNA of Aspergillus niger, 1491 nucleotides long. RefSeq lists its product as uncharacterized. Bases 1 to 1491 code for a protein of 496 amino acids. The transcript has 4 exons. NCBI's taxonomy places the organism in Eukaryota, Fungi, Ascomycota, Eurotiomycetes, Eurotiales, Aspergillaceae. The record is from RefSeq and is a predicted model, not a curated record.